UUUGCUUCUUUCUUCUCCAUCUCUCUCAAUUCUUUCAGGGUUUAACCUUCUCUCUAGGGUUCCUCUCUCUCUCUCUCUCUCUCUCUCUACUCAUCUGGUUGCGUGCUCAUCGGAAACCUAGCAGUAGCAUUCCGCUAUGAAAGUAAAAGUGAUAUCGCGUUCAACGGAUGAAUUCACUCGCGAACGCAGUCAUGAUCUCCAGAGAGUUUUCCGGAACUUUGAUCCCAAUUUGCGCACGCAAGAGAAGGCGGUCGAAUAUGUCCGCGCGCUUAACGCCGCUAAAUUGGAGAAGAUAUUUGCGAGACCAUUUAUUGGAGCGAUGGAUGGGCAUAUAGACGCAGUCUCAUGUAUGGCGAAGAAUCCCAAUCACUUGAAAGGAAUAUUUUCUGGUUCUAUGGAUGGAGAUAUCCGCCUUUGGGACAUAGCCUACAGGCGUACAGUUUGCCAGUUUCCUGGUCACCAAGGUGCUGUGCGUGGUUUAUCGGCAUCUACAGAUGGGCGAAUUCUUGUAUCAUGUGGAACUGAUUGCACUGUUAGACUCUGGAGUGUACCUCUUGCUACUGUUACAGAUUCAGAUGAUGUGUCUGAUAAUUCUGCAAGGUCACUGGCAGUAUAUGUUUGGAAGAAUGCCUUCUGGGCUGUUGAUCACCAAUGGGAGGGUGAACUCUUUGCCACAGCUGGAGCUCAAGUAGAUAUAUGGGAUCACAACAGGUCCCAACCCGUUAAUAGUUUCGAGUGGGGAAAAGAUACAGUGAUUUCUGUUCGAUUUAAUCCCGGAGAACCAAAUGUAUUAGCCACAUCAGCUAGUGAUCGUAGCAUAGCAAUAUAUGACUUACGAAUGUCAUCACCAGCGAGGAAACUUAUUAUGAGGACAAAAACUAAUUCUAUAUGUUGGAAUCCCAUGGAGCCAAUGAAUUUCACAGCUGCAAAUGAGGAUUGUAAUUGCUACAGCUAUGAUGCCAGAAAAUUAGAUGAAGCAAAGUGUGUGCACAAGGAUCAUGUUUCUGCAGUAAUGGAUAUCGAUUACUCUCCAACUGGUCGUGAAUUUGUAACCGGAUCAUAUGACAGAACAAUAAGAAUAUUUCAAUAUAAUGGUGGUCAUAGCAGGGAAAUCUACCAUACCAAGAGAAUGCAAAGGGUUUUCUGUGUCAAGUUCAGCUGUGAUGGGAGUUAUGUUAUCUCAGGGAGUGAUGAUACCAAUCUUCGGCUUUGGAAAGCUAAAGCAUCUGAACAAUUGGGAGUUCUUCUACCAAGGGAACGCAGAAAGCACGAGUAUCUGGAUGCUGUCAAGAAGCGCUACAAGCACCUUCCUGAGGUCAAGCGUAUUGUGAGGCACAGGCACUUACCAAAACCAAUAUACAAGGCAUCGGCUCUCAGACGAAUCAUGACUGAAGCUGAGAGGAAGAAAGAAGAGAGGAGAAGAGCCCACAGCGCUCCAGGAAGCAUACCAAGGGAACCGUUACGCAAGAGAAGAAUCAUUAAAGAAGUAGAGUGAGUUAUAUUUGUGACAGACAGACGAGGAUAGCUGCAUGUAUAAUGCACUGAGUUUGGAAGGUUUCUCGGAAGGCAAGUCAUUUAUUUUCUCAGCUCAACUUAUGGCCAGAGGACUUGGGGUUGUCUAGAUUCUUCAAUUUUGUUCUCUAAGCGACUUGUUACUCUGAUGAGGGCAACCAGCUCUUACUAUGUAAACAAACAACCGAGAAUGGAAAUUUAUGAAAUUUGUUUGGUGUCCCAAGUUGAAAUUUA
This is a messenger RNA of Diospyros lotus (date-plum), 1746 nucleotides long. RefSeq lists its product as uncharacterized. Lineage: Eukaryota; Viridiplantae; Streptophyta; Magnoliopsida; Ericales; Ebenaceae. The transcript is spliced from 17 exons. The record is from RefSeq and is a predicted model, not a curated record. Gene Ontology annotation, molecular function: protein binding. Bases 137 to 1495 code for a protein of 452 amino acids. Gene Ontology annotation, cellular component: nucleolus; small-subunit processome. Gene Ontology annotation, biological process: maturation of SSU-rRNA from tricistronic rRNA transcript (SSU-rRNA, 5.8S rRNA, LSU-rRNA).